AGCCACGUGACUUCAGAUUGGUAUAAAUGUGAAUCGCGUCAUGAAUUCUGCCUCUAUUAUUCAGUGAACACUGGGUUGUGAAGAUCGUCAAACAUGUCAGGAAAACCACCAUACAAAGUCGCUGACAUCAGCUUGGCCGACUGGGGCAGAAAAUGCAUCGAGAUCGCCGAGAACGAGAUGCCUGGCCUGAUGCAGAUGAGGCAGAUGUAUUCUGCGUCCAAGCCACUGAAGGGGGCCAGGAUCGCAGGGUGUCUUCAUAUGACCACUCAGACCGCCGUCCUCAUUGAAACCCUCACAGCCCUCGGGGCUCAGGUAAUGUUUGUUUCCCCCCAGAAAAGCAAAUUUGAUAACCUGUAUGGAUGCAGGGAGUCUCUUGUGGAUGGUAUCAAGAGAGCCACAGACGUCAUGUUGGCAGGAAAGGUUGCCAUGGUGGCGGGAUACGGUGACGUAGGCAAAGGCUGCGCCCAUGCCCUGCGAGCCUUCGGAGCCCGUGUCAUGAUUACCGAGAUUGACCCAAUUAUCGCUCUCCAGGCAGCCAUGGAAGGGUUUGAAGUAACCACAGUUGACGAGUGUCUGAAGAAAGCCAGAAUCUUCGUAACAGCUACAGGGUGUAAAUCAAUCAUUCACGGAACCAUGUUUGAACAGAUGAUGGAGGAUUCUAUUGUUUGUAACAUUGGGCAUUUUGACUGCGAGUUAGAUGUGGCAUGGCUGAAUGCUAACUGCCAGAAGAAAGAACAAAUUAAACCACAGGUUGAUAGGUACACCCUAAAGAAUGGCCGUCACAUCAUCUUGCUGGCUGAAGGUCGCCUGGUUAACUUAGGCUGUGCCCAUGGUCAUCCCAGCUUUGUGAUGAGUAACUCCUUCACCAAUCAAGUUCUAGCUCAGAUUGAACUCUGGACUAAGCAGGGACAGUACCCAGUGGGUGUACAUCUCCUCCCCAAAAAGCUUGACGAGGCUGUCGCAGCUGCCCACUUGGAACAUCUUGGUGUGAAGCUGACCAAGCUCUCAGAUGACCAAGCCCAGUAUCUAGAUCUACCCAAGGAAGGCCCAUUCAAACCCGAAAUCUACAGAUAUUAAACACUUGUCCAUUGUGUUCAGUGAAAUUCAAGUGUACAAUAUCCAGUUCAGUGAAAUUCAAGUGUACAUUAUCCAGAGCUGUGAUACAAUCUCUACAAUACAAACGCAAAAUCCUGAAAAAAGUCGUAUCUUGUAAAGGUACUUGUUACUGAGUUACAAGUUGUGUUUUGUACAUUGAUAUUGUAUGUAUUAUAAACACAGCAUUUCCAUUGUUAUUUAUAAAAGGCAAUAGUUGUCUUGAGAUUCAUUGUCUACAUUAUGUAUAAUAAACUCCAUGAAAAUUA
Molecule: messenger RNA, 1361 nt
Organism: Saccostrea cuccullata (small rock oyster)
Lineage: Eukaryota; Metazoa; Mollusca; Bivalvia; Ostreida; Ostreidae
Product: adenosylhomocysteinase B-like
Exons: 6
Coding region: 94-1077 (327 amino acids)
Biological process (GO): L-methionine cycle
Cellular component (GO): cytosol
Molecular function (GO): adenosylhomocysteinase activity
Source: RefSeq, a predicted model, not a curated record